This is a messenger RNA of Larimichthys crocea (large yellow croaker), 4155 nucleotides long. RefSeq names its product solute carrier family 35 member E2A. The record is from RefSeq and is a predicted model, not a curated record. Lineage: Eukaryota; Metazoa; Chordata; Actinopteri; Sciaenidae. The coding region runs from base 523 to 1695 and encodes 390 amino acids. The transcript has 9 exons.
CGGCUGUCGUCGCGUGUCAGCUUCACACUGCGACUUGAUUGUUGUUAGCAGCCACGUCUCACAAGUCAGGUGCACACCUACAGAGGAGAAACGUGCUCGUGUAUGGGCUGUCAUCUAAUUUCACACUGAUGUUGUGCAGACAUGUGUGCUUGUCGGGUUGUAUUCUUAUCUUGCACACCUUUGCACCUCGUGUUGCCGCAAAAAAAAAAAAUAGCGGCUAGCUAAACAGUCAAUGUCCUACUUCCUCCUUCUGCACUCGCCGCCGCGUCCAGCUGGAUUCACGGUGAUCUUCUGUCUUUGAUUGAGGCGUCCAGACUUCAACGAGAGGACAGGGGACACCAGGACUUUGUAGGAUUUACUCUAACACUCAAAGACUGAUCAAUUGCUGGGCCAAUCAGAAGAUGGACUGACAUUCAAAACUCAUCGCCCUCCCCUCCUCCCCCAUCCCCUCACCUCCCUCAUCAUCCACCUGUCGGGCCCCUUUGGUGGGGGGCCCUCCCCCCCCAUCAGGCAGCAGGCGCGAUGCCAGCCUACAGACACUCUGCCAGGCACUCGCUGUGGCGUCUCCUGUCACCGUUCCGCUCCCGCCAGGAGCGAGUGGUGCUGGCCCGCAGCGAGAGCAUGCCGGGGGAGCAGGUGCUGAAGAUCACAGUCACAGAGACUACAGUGAUCGAGACAGAGUCAGGGGUGUGGAAUUGGCGCUCCAUGAUCUACCUGGCUCUGUGGUAUUUCUUCAGCUUCUGCACCUUGUUCCUUAACAAAUACAUCCUGUCCCUGCUGGAGGGUGAGCCCAGCAUGCUGGGUGCUAUUCAGAUGCUCUCCACCACCGUCAUAGGCUGCUUAAAGAUGUUUGUGCCCUGUUGCCUGUACCAGCACAAGUCCAGAACCGAGUACCCACCCAACUUCAUCAUGAUCAUGCUAUUUGUUGGAGUCAUGAGGUUCACCACAGUGGUUCUGGGCUUGGUGAGCCUGAAAAAUGUAGCGGUGUCUUUUGCAGAGACAGUCAAGAGCUCAGCACCUAUCUUCACUGUCAUCAUGUCCAGGUUGAUCCUCGGGGAGUACACAGGGCUGUGGGUGAACCUAUCCCUUUUCCCUGUCAUGGCCGGCCUGGCCCUCUGCACAGCCACGGAGAUCAGCUUCAACAUGCUCGGCUUCUCCGCCGCUCUCUCCACCAACAUCAUGGACUGUUUGCAGAACGUAUUCUCCAAAAAACUGCUAAGUGGGGACACAUAUAGGUUCAGCCCCCCUGAACUGCAGUUUUAUACCAGUGCAGCAGGAAUCAUUAUGCUAAUCCCUGCCUGGGUGUUCCUCUUGGACAUCCCAGUCAUUGGAAAGAGUGGACGGAGCUUCAUCGUCAGUCAAGACAUUAUCCUGUUGCUGCUUUUUGACGGCGCCCUGUUCCACCUGCAGAGUGUGACUGCCUACGCGCUCAUGGGACGGAUUUCCCCCGUUACCUUCAGUGUUGCCAGUACUGUCAAACACGCCCUGUCUGUUUGGCUGAGCAUCCUCGUGUUCAGUAACCAGGUCACCAUCCUCAGCGCCAUUGGCACUGUCCUCGUGUUCAUCGGGGUCUUCUUGUACAACAAGGCCAGGCAGAUCCAAAGGGCAACUUUACAGGCCAUGGCUGCUGAGCAGAACCAUAAACCACUACUGCAUGACUUGCAGGACUUCCAAGCAGGACCUCAGUCUCAUUGAGAACUCAGCACUAAAAUGCUGCCUGAAAUAGGAUCAAGGUGUCAAUAAGAUUCUGUUUGCUUACCUGUGGCUGUUGAGACGGGAUGUCAGGAUAUUUGUUUGUUGCACACAUUCCGGGUUAAAGGUCCAGUGUGUCAGAUUUAGAGGACUCUUUUUACAGACUAUUGCAUAAAUUGAAUAAAAUGUGCAUAACUCUAACACUAACAUAACUUAGUGUAUAAUCACCUGUGUCAUUUUGAAUCAUGUCAUCAAUCAAGACACACUCAAUACUGGCUGUAGAGAGGACCUUUAGCGUUUCGCUGCCGCCGUAGUUUCUCCUUCAUGUUUGGAAUAAGAGGGCGAGUGGAGGGGGUUGCAAUCUGUAACUGCACCACUAACUCCUACACACUUGACCUUUUUAAAGAGGACUCACUCAUGUUUUUGUUUUUUUAGGUUCCACUUGGUAUGACUGUUGUCUCAAAGCCUAAAAGUAAACUUGGUAAAGGUCAGUGUCUCUUUGACGAAGCCAUCACUCUUCCUGUGAAAGAGUACUCACAGUAUUCCUUUGUCCUUACCUGAUUACGUACUUAAACUUUCAUCUUCGUUGGUCUUGGCUUUGUCUAAUAUCAGUCAGUAAAAGGAGAAGCUCAGGGUGUCCUUCAUCUUUUUGAAGGAAGUCUCUUCUGUAAGCUUUUUGUCUUACAUUUGCAUUCCAGAGUGUGCUGGUUUAUCUCUCAUCUGUGGUACAACAGCUGCUGAAUGUAUGCUUUUGUGAAUAUCUGUAAAGCAUUGAACCUGUAAGAUUUUAAUUUUGUGUUGAUGUAACCCAUACUGCAUCAUACCAUGUAAAAUGUAUCUCAAUUGCAUCUAAAUCUAAGAUGUGAAUAGGGCAACAGUGCCUGAGAUGGGAGGCCUCGUCCAGCCAAAGCAUAUAUCGGCUGUUUGGCACAUUUUUUUUAAACAAUGCGUGAAACAUUUGAAAACCACAUACUGCAUUCUAGGAAUGCUCAUCGUCCCUUCUGGGUGUAUAUGUGUGUGUGUGUAUAUAUAUGUGUAUAUAUAUAUAUACAGGGUUUAUGUACCUGCAUUUUCUUUGUAAACUGACUGCAUGCUGGGAUAGCAGCCCUGGCAAACCUGAACAGGAAAGAGAUGUCUAGAGAAUUAAUGAAUUUAUCAGCUGCUGUAUAUUACACACUCAUGAUCUCAAGAAACAAUUACAACUUACGUUUUUAUGGUUUGAUUUACGGUUUUAUUUUCGCAGCUUGGUCCAACAGUCAGACGUUCAGACAGAUUUCAAACAGUUGUGAUAAUUUGUGAAAUGAACACACAAACUGUCUAAACCGCUUCCAAACCAACUUCCUGGCUCAGCUUUGACCUGCUGCACUGACUUGCACUUUGUGGGAUGACGAGAGUUUUACCCCCAAAUGAAGUGGCAGCUUGCUUUAUGCAGCUGUCUGAUUGUCUGACUGUUUGUGGUUCUUGCUCUGUUGGAUCUUUUUUUUUUUUUUUCAGUAAUGUUCCAGGAUCUCAGGUGAUUGCAGUGUUAUCACAAACAACUGAACCAAAGGGCCAAACAACGAAAAUAAAACCCGGCUUGUAAUAAACCAGAGGUUAUUAUUUCCAUUUUUAAAAAAAGCCCUGUUAAUUUAUACUAAUGGGAUUCAAUGUAAAACCUAUGUCACUGACAUCUCUGUGAGCCAUCCUGUGGCUGUUGCUACUUUUAAAUACACAUCAAUAUUUCAUGAUUAAUUUGAGCUGCGAUAAAUUCACAUUCUCAUUUGAGCUCCUGCGCUGAAUGUUAAGUUUUCUUCCACAGAUGCCUUUCUGUCAUAGUAACAAAUUAGUGCCAUGUUAUCAGCUGCAUGGUGCCAAUCUAAACUCACUCUGACUUUAAUCACAUCUGUCCCAACAUUUCUGUAGGCAGUGACUGACAAAGUCCAUCAGGUGUCUGAUAGGACUAAUCUGUGUCUCACUGUUGGGUUUGAGGUUUGUCUUUUUUUUAUAUAAUCAUUUUCAUAAUACUCUACUUCUGCUGCAGGUUUUUGUGCCUCAAGAAACUUUUUUUUUUCCUUUCUGGUCUGUUUUGAGUUUGAUCAUAAAGGGUUGUCUGACUUGAACAUACAUAUAUUUUAAUUUACAUUCUAAACGUUCAUUUUACGUGAUUAUUUCCUGUCAUUGUUUGAGGAUUUGUUCACGUUGAAGUGCUUAUCAAAACCAUGUGUGGGCUUAAUAUUGAUAUCCUACAUAUCUGUCUUUAAUUUUCCAUAUUAAGCCUGUAAUGGUGCAUCUAGAGUUAAGUUCAAACAUGCACAUCAACAGCUUUUUUUUUCUUUAUCUGGACCAUUACAAGUGGGACAGAACUGUUAUGAACUGUAUGUUUGGGAAUGUGCAAAUCAAAGAUGUAAAAUAUUCACUCAUGUGACUCUUUAGUGAGGAUGUGAUUAUGUUUGAUGGACAUUGUGCAGCAAAUAAAAGUAUUUU